AUGAGUCUCAGAGUUUUAGUUGAGUCUCGGUAUGUUUUACCAACUCCUGAUUUGUUUUCGAUGAGUCUCGAUCCGUUUUCGCCGAAUCUCGAUGUCAUUGUUGAGUCACGGUUCGUUUCCAGUGAGUUUGGUCGUUUUUUCCGAAUCUCGAUGCCUCUACCGAGUUUAGGUUUGUUUUCGCCCCGAGCACCACCACCAUCUACUCUCCUCAACACCCAGCACCUCUCAAACUCCCACAGCCCCGAUUACUACUCCCCAGCCGAGCGACCCAGCACCUCCACAGAACCACCAUCCUCCACCAGAUCCCCUUCGACCAGCGAGCCAGCUCCAGAUCCGGCCUCUCAAACUCACGCAAGCCCCCUCCAUUCUCGGCACCAGCAACCCAAACAAACCUCCACCCAAUCGAGCUACCAUCUCCCUCACGAACACCUGCAAGAGUCCCCCAUAUCCCUGCUCUCCCCCUCAUUCUCUCGGACCAUCACCAUCCUUGUCUCUCUCUCUCUGAUCUGCACUUCUCCCCCAUCUCCCUCUCUCUGGUUUACCCACAGUCCCGAGCACAACCACCUUCAUCUUCCCUCUCGGCUACUCUCCCCCCAGCUAAGCCACACUAGAUCCCACCUGCAAGCACCAGCCGUGAAGAACACACCUCACCACCUCUCAGCCACCAGCCCCCUGCAACCUCAACUCUCCACAAAACCAAGGAGCACUUCCACAGCAACCAUUCAGCUCCCUCUCAAACUCCAGCAACCCGAGCCACCACCACUAGCAUCACCAACUACCACGGCUCCGCCCCCUGUUCGGAGCAUCAACAACUCCAGGAAAUCCUAAAGAUUGGGUCUAGCAGGCUAGAGGAGCCAGACUAGUGGUGUAAAUUUUAUAUAGGUAGUGUGCAGAUAGAGAUUUUAUUUUUGUUUAGUUUUAUGAGAUGUAAUUAUGUGAAAAUAGAUAUAUUUGUGUAUAAAGAUAGUUAGAACUCUGGUAAUGUAAUUUGAGGAUUUUAUAUUUUAUUUUCGUUGCGUA
Molecule: messenger RNA, 1020 nt
Organism: Malania oleifera
Lineage: Eukaryota; Viridiplantae; Streptophyta; Magnoliopsida; Santalales; Ximeniaceae
Product: early nodulin-like protein 1
Exons: 3
Coding region: 1-828 (275 amino acids)
Source: RefSeq, a predicted model, not a curated record